AACAUAGGUUUUUUGGAAUGCAGAUUUCUUUCAAAAUUCUUUACGUAAAGUCAAAUUUGUGUAAGACGAGAACUGAGAACUAUCUGUAUUCCAAAUGUAUUCUAAUCAGAGCAGAAUACAACACAACUAUUUAUGUCAACAAGCAUUGAUAGGUACCUAACACUGCUAGGACUGGGUUUACAAAGAAAGGCAAAAACAGUCCUUGCUCUUCAAGGAGCUUUCAGUCUAAUGGGACAACUGGUGAGGAAAAGGGAGAUAUGGGUAGUACACGACUUUAAAUUUAAACUGUAUUAUUAACAUUUUCUCUAUCUCUUUCUUAAAUCUAGACGAUCAGAAAAGCAAACAAGCCUUGAUUUUCGGUGUUUGUUGAUUUCCAUUGUGUAAAUGCUCACACUGAAAAUGGCUUUCAUGGUCAAGCUGGCUCUAGCAAAUUCCUGGACAGCAUGCAGACAGCCAUGUACAAAUGAGACUUUUGCAGGCUAAAAUGGCAAUGUUUUCAGAAGGCAUCAAGGGGGUCGGGAAAGACUUCUUGAACAAGGGAGGAUUUUAGCAUCGAUUCAAAGAAAGCCAGGAGGCAAUGGUGAGGAAGGAGAGAAUUGCUGAACCAGUCAGUGUAAACCACAGUCAGGAGAUGAAAGGUCUUGUCCACAGAACAGCCAAGAUACCAGGUUCACUGGAUUGAAGAGUAUGGGGGAGGGAGCACCUUGGAAGAGGUCUAAAAGAGUAGGAAGGGAGGAUAAGAUUAUGAAGAGUUUUGAACGCCAAGCAGAGGAUUUUGUAUUUGAUCCUGAAAAUAAUGGGUAUCCAAAUGGAAGUUCUUGAAAGACCGGGGUGUGUGAGGUGAGGGGUGGCCAUGGUCAGACUUGUAUUUUAGGAUAUCUCUGGCAGCUGAGUGACAGUUGGGGUGAAACAGGAAGAGACUUAGCAGGUCAGUGAGGACCUGCAUGAUAGGCCUGAACAUGAAUUGGAAAUUCCAAGUCUGGGUGCUGGGAGAAUGGGGAUCCCACUGACACAGAAAUAGAGAUGUCAGGUAGAGAAGCCAGUUUGAGGAUAAGACGACGAGAGUAUUGUUAGACAUAACUACUAAAUGUUUGUUGCCUGACAUGUUAAGGUUGAAGUACAGGUGAUAUGUUCCACUAGCAGGCAUCUGGAAUUAAAAACAAGGGUUGGAGAGUCUGGGGGCGCAUCUGCAUAGAGCCGGUAUCUGCCCCAUGAGAAGGAAUGAGCUUCCCAAGAGAGCAAGUGUGUGAUAGAGAAGAGCUGAAUAUGCAGCACAGAACUUUAGGAGCCAUUUGCUCAUGGCAAGUAGGACCCAAGAGGAACCAGUGCUGUUUGCUCUCUGCUUCAAGGAUUUCCAAGGAAUUCCUGUGCUCUGGUCAUUUCCCAGAAAGCUCUGCUCAUCUCUUGUUUCUUACCCUCAUAAUAAUUUCUAUCCCAGGAGCAAGGUCUUCCCUUUUCUCAUGGCAAAUCUGUGGCCCUUAGGAAUGCCUCGCAAAAAAUCACAUUUCAGUCCUGCUCAGGACCUGGAGUAGUUUCCUUGGCUUUGCUCUUCACUUGAUGAUUGCUUUCUCUUGUUAGGAUAGGCACCUGCUUUCAGUUACUGACCUGUUAAUACCUCUUCUGUGUAGGAGGCAGUAAGGGUGAGGGGAGGCAUCCGUGCCACCUUGUUUGUUCAGGUGGUAUUGGAGUCCGUGGGGUAUGAGACUGCCGGUAGGAGCCAGGAAAAUGAGCAGCACUCCAGAUCCUCUUUGGCCUCUUCUCUUGGAACAGGGCCCUCUUGUCUGCUCUGUAAGAGUUAUGAAGAAAAAAACAUCUCAGGAUCACCUGUUGGUCUGACUAGGUGAUUUCCUGGAUGAUCCCUCUGACCUUCACUUUGGGGAUUAGCAAGUACUUCCUCAGUGUCAGGCUCCUUGUUUACACACAGAUAUUGGCGGGGAGCUUGAUGAACUCUCUUGAGAGGACUUUUUACCUUAAGGAUUCCCUGUGAUGCCUGUUCAUUUGUGACAUCCAGGGAUUCUUUCCUGGCCAUGUUUGAAGCUAAGGCAGCUUUUGUCCCCACGCCAAGCAGGCUGUCCUUUUCAGUGGCCGCAGAGUAGCUAGGACUGGGCAAGCAUUAGGGUGUAGCAGGGAAUGAAUCCCCCAUCCUAAGCCCCCUAUGAUGAGGGGUCUCAUCAUUCAGUUGUGUUCCAAACAGCUGGAUAGCCCUCAACUCCUGAAAGGAGCUGCAGAUUUCUUCUUUAGAUGAAAUUUUAAUACUGCUGAUUUUAAAACUACCUUUUCCCCCCAAAGUCUGUUUGCAGAUGAGGGUCAGGCCCUCUUGUAGGAUUCCAGACUUUUCUCAGCUAAUCCUUCCUCCAUUUCUCCUGUUUUCCAUUACUGUUGGAGAGAUUUUUUUUGGCCUUGUUGGGCAUAGCAAAAAGCUGGACAUGGCCUAGCCACGUCCCAGACUUGAUGGCAGCAUAUCCCCUAAAAAUCAUCUUGUCCAGUCACCUCAUUUUAUAGACAGGGAAAUUGAGGCUUAGGGGGUGGAACAGAUUUUGCCUAUGGUCGUAGAUAUUUAUAACAGAAAUCUGGGAAGAGAGGCUUUUCCCUUUUUCCAUUCCUCCAUGAAGUUUGUCCCUUUUGUUCAUUGGGUUUUCUGUUAAUGGAGACAAAGAAACAAAUUUGUUUCUUGUUCGUGAAAAUCUGUCGGAUCGGGUCACCUUCCUCCCCCUAUUUAAAAACUUUCUCCAUUUUUCUACCUCCAGUUUUCUCAACUGUGUCUCAAAGUUUCUAGAUUCACUUUUCCUUUUGUGGACAUUUACGUCAUGCCCAUUGAUAUCUGUAUGUUGCUUUAUUUACAGAGUGUUUUGCAUUCAUCUUAUCUGAGCCUUAUAACAAUGCUAUGAAGUAGAUAUUAUUGUCCUCAUUUUAUAGAUAAUGGUAUCACACACAGUAAGCAUGGGAAUUUGAACCCAGAUCUUUCCAACAUUACUACUUAAACUCUUGAUUUCCCCUAAAUCCUGUUAAAUAAGCAAAGAACUGUACCUGCUCCCACCCCCUCAGGGGUACAAGGAAUAUUACUAGUUAGAUCACAUUGUUCCAUGCAAAAGAACUACAAGGUAAUUUCCCCUUCCCACCUGUAGGCAUUAGCUUGCUGAGUAAGCUGUGACCACUUUGGGUUUCUAGCAAGGGCCAGACACAUCAAACUCAGUGAGGUUGGUGUUAGCUUUUCUGACUCCAGGACCCUGGCCCCUUUGACCUUUUGCCAAUCAAUCAAGUGUGCCUGGUACUGUACUAGGUGCUGAGGUGCAAAAAAAAAAAAAAGAUUGGUCUCUGUGCCCCCCAAAUUUAACAAUCAGGGGAAGCACAAGGGCAUAAAACAAACACAAAAUUAAUAUAAGUUUGGAAGGGAGGGUAUGACAAAGUUGAGGAAAGAUCUCAUAUAGAAGAUAGUAUUUGGUCCAACUCUUGAAAAAUGAGAGAUUCUAGAAGGAAGAAGGAAGUGGGCAUGAGUGCCAGACCUUGAUUUCAGGCCAUGUGGAGCCCAUGGAGACCUCCCUGAUGUGAGCAGGCCUCUGCCCCCGCUGCCCCUCCCGGGAUUUUCUAAGCACCCUGAUCCCCUGGGGAGAGACCACAAGAUUCUGGAGCCGAGACCAUGUGACAGCGUUGCCCUGCCCCACCAUUCCCCCACCCCCGGCCUCUGCCGGUGCCAAGUCCAGGCCCUGGCCACGGCACCAUGAUGUUCCGAGACCAGGUUGGCAUCCUUGCCGGCUGGUUCAAGGGCUGGAAUGAGUGUGAGCAGACGGUGGCCUUGCUGUCCCUGCUGAAGCGGGUCACCCGAACCCAGGCCCGAUUUCUGCAGCUUUGCCUGGAGCACUCCUUGGCAGAUUGUAACGACAUCCACCUUCUGGAGUCAGAGGCCAACAGUGCUGCCAUCAUCAACCAAUGGCAGCAAGAGUCCAAAGAGAAGGUAGUCUCCCUCUUGUUGUCCCAUCUGCCCCUGCUCCAGCCCGGCAACACAGAGGCCAAGUCUGAGUAUAUGAAGCUGCUGCAGAAGGUGCUGGCCUAUUCCAUUGAGAACAACGCCUUCAUUGAGGAGAGUCGGCAGUUGCUGUCCUACGCCCUCAUCCACCCGGCCACCACACUGGAGGACCGAAACUCGCUAGCCCUCUGGCUCAGCCACCUCGAGGAACGGCUGGCCGGGGGCUUCCGGACCCGCGCGGAGACGGCCUACCACUCCCGCCAGGGCUCAGAUGAGUGGGGUGGCCCUGGGGAGGCUGGCCCUGGCGAGCUCGGGCCGGGCUGGCAGGACAAGCCGCCGCGAGAAAACGGACAUGUGCCCUUCCAUCCUUCUGGUGCGGUGCCAUCUACCAUCAACAGUAUUGGGAGCAACGCAAAUGCAGGCCUCCCCUGCCAAAUCCACCCAAGCCCGCUGAAGCGGUCCAUGUCGCUCAUCCCCACGAGCCCACAGGGCCCUGGUGAAUGGCUGAGCCCAGAGGAACUGGGGGCAAGAGCCGCCUUUGCCCCACCCGACCACGCGCCCCUCUCACCCCAGAGCAGUGUGGCUUCCUCAGGCAGCGAGCAGACGGAGGAGCAGGGCUCCAGCCGGAACACUUUUCAGGAGGACGGUAGUGGUAUGAAAGAUGUGCCAUUGUGGCUCAAGAGUCUUCGCUUACACAAGUACGCAGCCCUCUUCUCCCAGAUGAGCUACGAGGAGAUGAUGACCCUGACAGAGCAGCAUCUGGAAUCUCAGAACGUGACCAAAGGUGCCCGUCACAAGAUUGCCCUGAGCAUCCAGAAGCUGCGUGAGAGGCAGAGUGUCCUCAAGUCCCUGGAGAAGGAUGUCCUGGAAGGUGGGAACCUGAGGAAUGCAUUACAGGAGCUCCAGCAGAUCAUCGUCACACCUAUCAAGGCCUACAGCAUCCUGCAGGCAGCUGUGGUGGCUGCAGCCAAGGAGGGGGGAAGGGGGGAGCCGCCGCUGGGCGCCGAGCCCCCCCCAGCUCGCCCCGGCCCAGAGAAGACCCCGGAGGCCAAGGAUCCCCCAGCAGAAAGCUAUCCCCCCCAGCCGGCCCCCGCCCCCAGUGACGGCAGUGAGCCGGCCACAGCCCCCGUCGCCGAUGGAGACCUCCCUAGCCAGUUUACCCGAGUGAUGGGCAAAGUGUGCACCCAGCUGCUGGUGUCCCGGCCAGAUGAGGAAAACAUUACCAGUUACCUCCAGCUCAUCGAAAAGUGCCUGACACAUGAGGCUUUCACCGAGACACAGAAGAAACGCCUGCUGUCCUGGAAGCAGCAGGUCCUCAAGCUGCUCCGAACCUUUCCCAGAAAAGCUGCUCUAGAGAUGCAGAACUACCGGCAGCAGCAGAAGGGCUGGGCUUUUGGCUCCAACUCGCUCCCCAUAGCUGGUUCUGUGGGGAUGGGAGUGACCCGACGGGCCCAGCGCCAAUUCCAGAUGCCCCCUCGGGCCCUGCCGCCUAGCCGAAUGGGCAUCCUGAGCCCCGCGGGCAUUGGGGGCGUCUCACCUCGGCAUGCCCUCACCAGCCCCAGUCUCGGGGGACAAGGACGACAGAACCUGUGGUUUGCCAACCCUGGAGGCAGUAACAGCAUGCCCAGCCAGAGCCGGAGCUCCGUGCAGCGCACCCACUCCCUCCCUGUGCAUUCCUCCCCCCAGGCUCUCCUCAUGUUCCCACCAGACUGCCAGGUGCCGGGCCCAGACCUGGAGAUCAACCCCACGCUGGAGUCUCUCUGCCUCAGCAUGACGGAGCACGCCUUGGGUGAUGGGACAGACAAAACCUCCACGAUCUGAUGUGACUGAGAGCCCAGCGGACACGUCGUCCCCUUGGGGUGGGGAGAGGGAGCCACCUAUCCCCUCAGUGACAGAGGGGUGGUGUUGGCUCAGUUAUAUGUUCUAAUAUUUUUCUACUUUAUUAUCCCUUUAACUCUGGUUUAAUAUUGAUAUACACCAUUCGCCCCCCCUCCCCCGGAAGCCCCACGUUGCUAUGACGCAGGGUAUAGAGGGGGAUCUCUGCUGAGGGCCAGGGCAUGGUAGGGAGGGGAGCCAGGGCAAGUGCCCUGGGCACCUCCUCUUUCCCCUGCGUCCUUUCCGGACGAUGGCCACCCCUCCCCAGGGAAACUGACUCCAAAGGAGAUCACCAGAUUCCCCCCUCCCCUGCCCCCCCUUGGGGGGGGCCUGCCUGAGAGCAGUGGGGGUGACAGAGCACAGAUCUGCCUGCUCUGGUCAACACUUUGUGGGAGGAGACAAAAGUCUUGUUUUCUUCCAUCAUUCUCCCCCUUUCUCACAGACACACACACCUUCCCCCAAGAAUAGGGGGACCACCUCUCUCUCUCUCUCUCUCUCUCUCUCUCUCUCUCUCCCCCCCCCCUUUCCCCCCCUCUCCUUCUCUUUCUCUCCUUUCACUCUCCUUUUUCUCUCUCCUCUCUCUUUCCCUUCCCAGAGUUUCCGUACGAUUAAUUUCUUAGGCCUAUUUAAGACAUAUAUUUAUAUAGUUCUUAGCGGUUUCUCUGUCUCUCUUUCAAUCACACUCUCCCUUCCUCUCAUUUUUAAUCUCUUCAUUGGGUCUCUCUGAGCCAUGAUGUGUGGAGGGAGGGCGACGGGGGAGGCUGAGGGUUUGGGGGAUGGAACCGGGGAGAAGGCAGCGCCUUCUUGCCCCCAUCCUCCUUCCACCCUGCCCCCCAGACUCCCCUCUACCCCCUGCCUAGCUCCUGGAGGCCCCCGGGGGGAGGUAGGGCAGGGCAAAUAGGUGGGGGAGCGGCCAGUGGGGUCAGAAAGUCUGUUGCCUUAAUGCCCCCUCCCUUCACACACACCCCUUCUAUAGCCCCACCCUGAGCAGGUGAGAGACUGGGGGUGGGCAGUGGAAGGGCUUCUCUUUAAGUUUUUUUGUUUUCUUCUAACCCUCUCCCUGCUCUGUCGUGACCUCACUGAAGUGGAACACUACAUCAUAGCCUAGAGUCCCACCCCCGGCCCCUUGGGGGGGUGGGGAGAGAGCUGGGGCAGCUGGAGGGGAGCCGGCGGAGCCCCGGCCCUCUCCUCCCCCGCCCCCCAGGUGGGCCUCUUCUUGGUACAGAAGCCUUUCCCACCCUACCCCCUUCCUGCUGGGACUCUCUCAAGCUUUUCACACAGAAAAGGAAAAAAAAAUGUUAUUUUUAGAUACAUUUUAUGAAUAACUUUUGUUAUGACUAUGGCUGGUAACCAUUACGUAUGUUAUUAAAGAAACAAAAUGUU
Sarcophilus harrisii (Tasmanian devil) is the source of this 7222-nucleotide messenger RNA. It is a transcript of the gene SAMD4B, whose product is annotated as sterile alpha motif domain containing 4B. Gene Ontology annotation, biological process: regulation of mRNA stability; nuclear-transcribed mRNA poly(A) tail shortening; negative regulation of translation. The record is from RefSeq and is a predicted model, not a curated record. Gene Ontology annotation, cellular component: P-body. Lineage: Eukaryota; Metazoa; Chordata; Mammalia; Dasyuromorphia; Dasyuridae. Gene Ontology annotation, molecular function: translation repressor activity; mRNA binding; protein binding. Bases 3719 to 5785 code for a protein of 688 amino acids. The transcript has 13 exons.